AUGAGAAGGAGGUUUGAAGACAUUACAGCUACCACUGGGUCCAGCAUAGCCUCUGACUCUUCAUCCAUCCCAACCACCACUGUGACCAGCACAGCCUCAAACUCUUCAUCUUCCCCGACCACCAGUAGGACCAGCACAGCCUCUGUGUCUACAUCCACCCCGAUAACCACUGUGUCCAGCACAGCCUCAGACUCUUCAUCCACCUCAACCCCCACUAGAACCAGCAUAGCUUCCAGCUCUGGCUUGAGCACGGCCCACAGUAACCCUAUACUGACAGUUUCAACUGGAACACAUAUCACCUCCAGUCACACUGGGACUCCGGGGAUGGAGGUGAAGCCCAGUGGGUCUCUGAAGCCCUGGGAAAUCUUUCUCAUCACCCUGGCUUCUGUGGUCAUGGUCACGGGACUCUGUGCUGGGCUCUUCAUUUAUGUGAGAAGAUAUCUGUCUCUGAGAAAUGCUGUUGAUGGAAUAUUCUACAACCCCCACAACUCUCACCUUGGUCCUGGAGGAUCCCAUAUGACUCCGGGGAGCCCUACUUCUUCCUGGAGGAGACCAGUAGUAACCUCUGAGGUCAUAGAAAUGAAUGGGCUAUGA
Rattus rattus (black rat) is the source of this 594-nucleotide messenger RNA. It is a transcript of the gene Muc21, whose product is annotated as mucin 21, cell surface associated. The coding region runs from base 1 to 594 and encodes 197 amino acids. The record is from RefSeq and is a predicted model, not a curated record. The transcript is spliced from 3 exons. NCBI's taxonomy places the organism in Eukaryota, Metazoa, Chordata, Mammalia, Rodentia, Muridae.